AUGUAUUCGAUUUAUAAAUUAUGUUUAAUCUUAUUAGCAUUUUCAUUUAUAUCAUUAUUAAUAAAUUUAUAUGAUAAUCAACCAAUAAAUGAUAUAGUUAUACCAUCAACAAAUUUUAUAGAAUCAGAAUUACAAAAUAAUAAUUUCAAUUCAAUAAAUGAAGACACCAAUAAAAUUAUAAUAUUCCCAAAUGAUUUAAAAUUAAAUAAAAAUAAAUUAAAUUGGAUUUAUGAAAAGCAAUUAAGUUCUAAAGUUCAAAAAAAUGAUUUCUUAAUUGUUAAUAAUGAAAAUAGUGUAAAAUAUCCUAAUGAUUUGAAAUUUGAAAAUUAUAAAAUUGGUAUAUUUGAUUCAAAUUAUGUCAAUGAAGAACUAAAGCAAAAGGAAGAACCUAAAUCAAAUGAAAAUUCUGCAACAACUGAAUCGAAGCCCAAUCUCAAAUGUAGCGAUAAGUUUAGAGAAAUUGAAUUUCAAAUUAGUGAAUAUGAAAAUCGAAAUGCUAAUUUGACUGCAAUACUUUAUCAAUUUAUGCAAUCAAAUAGUCCAUAUUAUCAAGAAAUUAAAGAACUAAUCCCCAAUUUAAAACAACAAUUACAAGAAAAUACAAUUAAUAAAUAUUGGUUUCAAUUAAUUGGAAGUUCAGUAUGGUUAGAACAAUAUGGUAUUCAUUUAUUAACUUCAAGAAUAUUUUAUACAUCAACUGGAAAUAAAGUUAAACCAGUUAUAUCAUUAAUUUAUGUACAAAUUUUUGAUUCGAAUUGGAAUGAAUUAAAAAAUGUUGAAUUAAUUAUACCGAGAUUUAGUAAAGAUAAGGAAAAUAAUCAAAAAAAUAAUAAUAUAGAAUAUAAAUCAUUUCAUUAUCCUCAAUUCCUACCUAUUCCAAUUUAUCAUAACGCAAAGAAACAAUCAGGUAGAUUUUAUGGAGCAGAAGAUCCAAGAUUAAUACUAAUUAAAAAUGAUAUGGGAUUUGAUGAACCUUUGAUAAUAUAUAAUUCAUAUCAUAGAAAAAUUUCAAAAUUUAAAACAAUUGAAAAUGAUAAUGAAGGAUCAAUAUAUUUUGAAUUUUUUAGAUCAAUUUAUAUUGGAUGGUUAUGGGAAACUCAAAUUGGUAAAAACUCAAUCGAAGAAAUUGAUGAAAAAUAUAAGAAUCAAGAAUAUAUAAAAAUUAAAGAAUUAAUAUUACCAAAUUUUAAACGUAUGGAAAAAGAAAAAAAUUGGACUCCCUUCAUUGAUUUUCUGGAAAGAUUUAAAAAUAAUGGAAUUGAUAAAUCAAUAAAUUUUAUUUAUCAAUUUAAAAAUUUAAAAAUUUUAAAAUGUUUUUGGGAUAAAGAAUUAUGUGAAUGGGAAUAUUUAAUGAAUAAAAAAAAUUUAAUAAGUGAGUUUAGAGGUGGUACACAAUUAUAUAAUAUUAGGGAGAUACUUGAUAAGAAAAAUGAUAAUUAUGGAAUUAGUGAUCCAACACCUAAUAACAAACAAUUAAUUCAAUUACAAAAUUUAUUAAAAACUUUUAAAAUUCAAAUUUGGAUAGGUUUUGCAAGAAUAGCAUUAAAAAAUUGUGGAUGUGGUGAAAAAUUUUAUAGACCUAACCUAUACAUGUUAAUAAAAAAUGAAGAGACUAAAAAAUAUCAAAUUUCACAUAUUUCCAAAAGUAUAGAUUUUAAUAAUAUUAAAAUAAAAUCAUGGGAUGAAAAUGAUCAAAAUUUAUGUAAUGGUAAAAAUUUAAUUAUACCCAAUGGUAUAUCAUCAUGGGAACUAACGGGUUCUGAAGAUUUAUUAACUUUAACUUUUUCAAGAGCUGAUGUUACUAUUGAUAUGAUUUAUAUAAAAGGUUUAUUAACAAGUUUAUUUUCGGAUGAAGAUGAAAAUUAUAUUCAUAACUUAGUAACAACAAAGAUUGACGAAGAUAAUCAAGAUUUUACAAAUUUUAAUGUUGAAUGUUCUAUAAAAUCUGCUUUUGAUUAUUGUAUUGAAUAUUCAAAAUCAUAUAAAGAAAGUAAUGGUUUAACUAACCCAAGUUAA
Messenger RNA from Lodderomyces pseudojiufengensis, 2016 nucleotides. It is a transcript of the gene RHD1, whose product is annotated as Rhd1p. The record is from RefSeq and is a predicted model, not a curated record. The transcript has a single exon. The coding region runs from base 1 to 2016 and encodes 671 amino acids. Gene Ontology annotation, molecular function: mannosyltransferase activity. Lineage: Eukaryota; Fungi; Ascomycota; Pichiomycetes; Serinales; Debaryomycetaceae.